UUUUGUUUGGCGGUUCUCGGUCGGAAAAGUAAUACAAUUAAGCGGAUAAUUCAGUACAGGAACGAUGCUACGGAAACUGGAUCGGAUAGCAUUGCUGAGGAGGCGGAAUCCCGUCGCGGUCAAUAAGUGGGUUAGCACUUGGUCCCCGCUAACUACGGCGUUCAACACACGGCCUGAGAGGCGAAUCAAUUUCACCAAAAAUGAAGUCGGACUGUUCAGUAUCCCCGAGCUGACCAGCCACGAGGGCUUCUACGUACUGAAGGAAAAGGCUAUUUUCAAGACGGAGGAUCUCAUCGAAGAAGCUACGUCAUCCCAGCGGACUCGGAAGAUGGUGACAAUUUUCGACGAACUAUCGGAUACGCUCUGCAAGGUGGCAGAUUUGUCCGAGUUCAUUCGGUUGGCUCAUCCACAGUCCAACUACAGUCAUGCGGCGGAAGAUGCCUGUAUUACGAUCAGUGGGAUUGUGGAGAAGCUCAAUACCCACAAAAAGCUCUACAAGGCCCUGAAGCGGGUCGUGGACGAAAACGAUCUAAUGGAGACGACGGACGUGGACAAGCACGUAGCCGAAUUGUUUCUCUUCGAUUUCGAACAGUGCGGUAUCCAUUUAAAGGAACAGGAUCGGCAGAGGGUCGUUUACCUGAAUGAUUGCAUUCUUCAGCUAGGCCAGAGGUUCAUGGCUGGGGCUGUCCACCCAAGAACCAUCAAGAAAAGUGUCCUUCCGGAUGCAAUUAGACCGUUCUUCUCAACCGAUGGAGAUAACGUUCUGGUUUCCGGCCUGUACGCGGAUUCUUCCAACAACAUGGCAAGAGAAGCGGCAUACAGGUUGUUCCUUUAUCCGGAUCAACACCAGGAGCAACUCCUAUCGGAGUUGCUAAAGUCCAGACACGAGCUGGCGGCUGCUUGUGGCUUCAAAACCUAUGCCCAUAGGGCCCUGAAAGCUAGCACCGUAGAGACCCCGGAGAUGGUUAACGAGUUCCUUCAAACCCUCAACGAAGAACUGAAACCACGAGCGGAGCGAGACUUUGGCCUGAUGAAAAAGAUGAAAAAUGCCGAGAACCGUUUCGAGUCUCCAUUGGCCACCUGGGACACUCCCUACUUUACAUCCACGCUGAAGAAGCGUUGUCUCCAAGCAUCCGCAUCCGAAUUCUCUCCCUACUUCAGCCUUGGAGCUUGCAUGGAAGGCCUCAACCUGCUGAUGAACAGCCUCUACGGAAUCAGCCUGGAAAAUACGGAAAUGGAACCGGGCGAGAGCUGGUCGCAUGAUAUCUACAAACUGGCCGUUACUCACGAAUCGGAAGGCCUUCUCGGACACAUCUACUGUGACCUAUUCGAGCGACUCGGCAAACCCAACCAAGACUGUCACUUCACGAUUCAGGGCGGAAAAGUGAUGCCCGAUGGAUCCUACCAGAAUCCAAUCGUCGUAGUUAUGCUCAAUCUAUCUCAGCCCCGUUGGUCCGGUCCCACUCUCCUAACACCGUCGAUGGUGGACAACCUGUUCCACGAAAUGGGUCACGCCAUGCAUUCGAUGCUGGCCCGAACCGAGUAUCAACACGUCACCGGGACCCGGUGCAGCACUGAUUUCGCAGAAGUUCCCUCAGUUCUAAUGGAAUACUUUGCCAGCGACCCUCGGGUCCUGCGAACCUUCGCCAAACACUUCCAAACUCAGGAACCUAUGCCGGAGGACAUGCUGGAACGCCUGUGUGCCUCCAAACACCUUUUCUCCUCGAGCGAAACGCAACUGCAGGUAUUCUACUCCGCCCUUGAUCAGGUCUACCACGGUGAUCCAGCCCGUCAUCAAGCGAGUACCACCGAAACGCUCCGCAUCGUACAGGACCACUUCUACGGAUUACCGUACGUGGAGAACACCGCCUGGCAGUUGCGAUUCUCGCACCUGGUUGGCUACGGAGCUAAGUACUAUUCGUAUUUGAUCUCCCGGGCCGUAGCAUCCUGGAUUUGGCAAACCUACUUCGAGAAGGACCCCCUGAGUCGGAGUCAAGGCGAAAAGUACCGACGGGGAUGUCUGGCCUACGGCGGUGGCAUUCCCAGCAGACUGCUGGUGUCGAAUUUCCUCGGCAGGGAAGUGACGCCAGCUAAUUUGACCAAGAGUUUGAUCAACGAAAUCGACGGGUACAGUGAGCAGUUGAGGGACUUUGAGAAGCACGUCUAAAGAUAGUGCAGGGCUUUGCAACUGAGGGUUAGGGUUAGGGAAACAAUGUU
Molecule: messenger RNA, 2217 nt
Organism: Ochlerotatus camptorhynchus
Lineage: Eukaryota; Metazoa; Arthropoda; Insecta; Diptera; Culicidae
Product: mitochondrial intermediate peptidase
Exons: 2
Coding region: 65-2167 (700 amino acids)
Biological process (GO): peptide metabolic process
Cellular component (GO): mitochondrion
Molecular function (GO): metalloendopeptidase activity
Source: RefSeq, a predicted model, not a curated record